GUGCGGGGUCGUGUGCGCGCCGCGCGCCGCGCUGGGCUUUAUAUUUGAUGAUGGACGAGUUCGAAGGUAGACUGGCUGAAGAGGUUCACCUGUAUGACCACAUUGAGAGACCACAAGGACACUCAAAUGGCCUUCAGAUCAUGGAAAGAGAUAGCCACCAGACUGGGAAAGGAAGAGGCAUUUUGUCUGAGGCCGUGGAAGAACAUGAGAGAUCGCUUCGUCAAAGCCAAAGAAAGGACUUAUGGGAAGCGUAGCGUUGGUGACCUAACGUUAGGUGCAAACAAAGCGUCCCCGCCGAUUCUGGUGGAGCUGGGAUGGCUGUCCCAGUUCGUUAAACAUCGAGAGGUGGACAAUAAUUGUGACUUGGAGGAUGACGGGGCAGGGCUCAUCAGUAAAGUCCAGAAGACACCAUUAAUCAUCUGCACCCCAGACGACACAAGUGUUGAUCCACCCAUAUCUUCGACACCGGGCAGCCUCUCCCCAUCACCACACUCAUCUGCCGAACCAUCGCUUUCUGGACCAUCCUCAGCAGAGAUGACAUAUUCUUCACCCUCUGUUGACUCAUCACCUCACCCAGAUCCCUCAUCAUCUCCCCUUAUUCUACUCACCUCUGUCGCCGCCGGAUCAACCCAUCCAGACCUGUUUUCCCCUCUAUCAAAUCAUGUCACCCGCCCUUCACCCUCGACAUGCACCUCAACUCGGAAGAAGAGACGCGCCAUAGAUGAUGUAAUUCUUACAAGAUUGGCGCACCUGGACCCAGAGAGACAUAAAUUUAUGCAGCGGGACAAUGAGGACUUUCGGUUUGCUGCAAUAAUUCCGGACAUGCUGGCUAAAGUCAACCCGGAGCAUAAAUCAGAAGUUAAAUUUAAAAUAUACCAGAUGCUCUUUAAGGCACAAAACGAUUGUAAAUAAAAGACAGCUGCUGUUUUGUAUAAAGUUAUUUUUUUUUUUGAUUUACAACAAAUGUCAACAAUAUAGAGAAAUACUGUGAAUAAAAAGUUUUUGUAUUAACAA
This is a messenger RNA of Siniperca chuatsi (mandarin fish), 1014 nucleotides long. RefSeq lists its product as uncharacterized. The coding region runs from base 94 to 912 and encodes 272 amino acids. The transcript is spliced from 2 exons. Gene Ontology annotation, cellular component: nucleus; transcription regulator complex. Gene Ontology annotation, biological process: regulation of transcription by RNA polymerase II. The record is from RefSeq and is a predicted model, not a curated record. NCBI's taxonomy places the organism in Eukaryota, Metazoa, Chordata, Actinopteri, Centrarchiformes, Sinipercidae.